AUGCUCUCUGGAGUUUCGAAUCUACUCGAGUUCGCACUUUUGAAUUCCGCUCCGUUUUCGUGGUUUAUGCACUCAAAGUUCUCCUUUGCUUGUGUGGAUGCUGUUCUUCUCGGGGCCGAUAUCCUGGAUUACAGAAGUAGAAGAGGGGAAUUAAUACCACGGUUCCAUGCUCACAUCACGGCUUCCCCACGUCUGGCAAAGAAAGCAAAUAACUCGAACUCUCUUGAUGACCAAUGCCAUUGUCCUCCUCGGAGUAAGUAUCCGUUAAGUUGGUUUCCCGCCUCUGUGACGAAGUUCUUCGCCACAAUUCCUUCUAUCUCUUCAUCGUCGUUGCUUAAUACUCACUCAAGCCCCCUUGCCGUAGAAUGGGAAUUUGACCCAGACCUCUCCACUUUUUCCCCAAUUCAUGAUCUACCCGACCAGGAAACUCACUGUGCCCUUAUGAUCUGUCGACCUCUUUCUAACGGCGCCAGUGCUAUCUAUCAUGUGUUUGGAAAGUAUCACUUGAAAUGGCCUAGUGAAAUGCAAUUGGAAAUAAGAAACGUCAUUGCCAUGCUCCACCCACCCCCUUGCUCUCCCUCCCCAUCCAACAUACACCUACAACUGCCCUCUGAAGAUCACCCUCCAAGAAAUCCAACCCAAAGCCGUCUCCACAUUCUCCUCCGAGGCCCAAUCAGGUAUGCUGAUCUUCCUGCCUACACGCCAAUUCUUGCGGGCUUUGCCAUGAUACAUUCAAUAAGUAAAUCUUCGUCCGUAGUGAACACCACCGCAAGGCCUCUGAAAAGAAAUAUGGUUAGAAUCUCAGGGCCCGGCGGCAACCGACUCCCGACUGAUCCUCUGUACUACAAGUCGAGGUUCGUCUUGAGUGACAUUGCUAGACGGAUGAAGUUGGAAGGUCGUGGUCCAACAGUACCUUAUGAUACGUGGGCAAACAACGACUUAGCAAAGUAUUCUAUUCUCGCGAAGACCACUUCAAGGGAUUCGGAAAGCAUCAUGGCCGAUUUGUUCUCAGACAAUAGCUGGAUGGCUCGUUUCGCCAAUGUAGAAGACUUCCAGGGGAUCAAACCUUACAAUACGGCCCAUAUUGGUGGGAAGCCUUCCUGCCAGGACAAGGCGAGACCCUUGAGGAUUCAACUCUUAUGGAUGGGGCUCAGGCAGUCUCUGCAGGAUAGUCCACGGAUCAAAGAUUUGACAGCUCAUGAUUGCUUCGUCGAACAGAUGAAACUUACAUACCUGCCGACGGAGUAUAAAGGCAUUUUCAAGCUCCUUUCUAGACCGUAUCUAGAGAGGAAUUCAGCAAUUGAUAUGAAUCGGGCAAGGAGUGAGAUGUGGAGCGCUUUUGAAGCAAUAAUCAGCAAGAACUCGAGCCAGCUCUCAGGAGACGACCUCUGCCACCAGGUUUCUCGUCAAAUAGGCAGAGAUCUUGACAGCCAGAGACAAGGGGGUCAGGCUACAUCCAGAGAGAGGGAUCUUGAGAGAAAUUUCUUAAAUGGCUGA
Lindgomyces ingoldianus is the source of this 1497-nucleotide messenger RNA. RefSeq lists its product as uncharacterized. NCBI's taxonomy places the organism in Eukaryota, Fungi, Ascomycota, Dothideomycetes, Pleosporales, Lindgomycetaceae. The transcript has 20 exons. The record is from RefSeq and is a predicted model, not a curated record. Bases 1 to 1497 code for a protein of 498 amino acids.